UAGUUGAAACGUGCAGUAAAAUCAGAGGGACAGGUGAACUGUGUGCAGAUCCUGGGUGUCCAUCCAGGGGCUCCUCACUAUGGUACUGACCAAGAGGUUCUCUAAGGACAUCGGCUCCAUGCUUCCUUCAGUGGAAGAGGCCAAGGAUGCGGAGGAGGAGGAGGAGGGGGCCCGCUCCAGUAUGGGGGGCAUCUCUAGCAGACCCCCCAGCAGACCUCGCCCAUCUCUCAGCAGAGGAAGUGUGGACAAUAAGAUUGUACAAAGGUCAUCUUCAGCGAGAUCCAGGAAUAAAGGAGACAUCGACAAUGAAAUAAUGGAGGUCUCCAAGUCUAAAGAAGAGGUGGUGGAGAAGACACCAGAGCAACGCCACGAAGACUUUGCAGGACGAAAAGAAAAUGAGGAAGACUGCGACACUGAUUUAGAAAUAGAAGAAGCCAAAGAUGCCUAUGAUCCCUCUGGUAAAGCCAGAUACCUAUCUGCCUGCCAGGUAUUUGGUGUUGUGCCAGUGUCAUACUUCUUGCGUCACAUGGGCGAUUCUAAUCUUGUGAUGAGGCAUCAUGGGCUAGGUGCACAGGCUGCAAAAGCAAUUGCUCUCUCUUUAGUAACCAACACUUCGAUUUUCAGUCUAAAUCUCAGUGAUAACUGGAUUGAGGGAGAUGGUGCAGCAGCCAUCGCAGACAUGCUUAAGGAAAACUGUUACAUUUCAGAGCUUCACUUGUGUGAUAACAGACUUGGGCUGAAAGGUGCCAAAGCGCUCUCAGCAAUGCUCCUGGAGAACGUUCAUCUGCAAAAGGUGUACCUAUCUGGGAAUGAGUUUGAUGACCGAGCAGCUUCCUGUCUUUCUAAUGCUCUAAUGAAUAACCAGAAGGUGGAAUGUAUGGACCUCAGCCAUAACAAGUUUGGAGAUGGUUCAGGUGAAAUUUUGGGAGCUGCCAUUGCUGAAAAUACAGGCAUGUUGGAGAUGAAUCUUAGCUGGAAUCAGUUUCGUUGGAAGGAAGCUGUCGCCAUUGCCAAAGGCUUAGGGGCAAAUAUUUUCUUAAGAGUUCUGGAUCUUUCAUACAAUGGAUUUGGCAACGAUGGUGCCUCUGCUCUAGGAGAAGCUCUGAAGAUUAAUAAUGUUUUAGAAGAGCUAAAUAUAAGCAACAACCGUAUUUCCUUACAAGGAGCUGUACGUUUUGCAUUGUGUCUUAAAGAAAACAAAACUUUAAAAGUACUAAAGAUGGCCAGAAAUCCAAUGCAGAGUGAAGGUUGCUUUGCCAUUCUAAAGUCUAUCCAGGCAAAUUCAGAGUCGGCUGUAGAGUCAUUGGAUUUCUCUGAUAUUGUAGUGAAUAAACAGUUUGAUGAUCUGCAUGCUGUUGUGAAAACAACUCUGCCAAAUUUGACAGUCAAACUUGGAGGGAAUUCUGACAUGUUCAAAAGAACCUUCCCAAAGGCAGAUCAAAUUAAAAAACUUAGACAAUAUGCAAAGGCGAGCAACCUGCAGCUGUCUGAAUUAUUCAGCCAAACUGAUGAGCAGAUUCAGAUGACUCAUGAAGACUUUAAACAGAAAUUAACAGUUACUGGAAUUAAAAUGCCAGAAGAAGAAACACAACAACUAAUAGACUUUCUGGACAAGGACAAAAGAGGCUUUGUUGAUUUCAGUGCAUUUCAGAAAGCCCUGUCUUCUUGAUCUGGAAAUACAGACAUUUAAAUAUUCAUUCUGAAAAGUCACCUCCUGUUGCAAUGUGUAUAUUUUAAAAAUAUUAUGUUGUCACUGUGGAUUUUACUAAUUCAGUUGCUUAUGUAGCAACUGUAUAACAGAACAGUAAAUAAUAUAUAGACCUAAUGUUAAAUUAUUUUGUGGGGAAAUACCUUCCUCCCAUCUUCUCUAUAAAAUAAAUGUAAAUUAAUGUGCAAUCACAUAUUUAAA
This is a messenger RNA of Rana temporaria (common frog), 1909 nucleotides long. RefSeq names its product leucine-rich repeat-containing protein 74B-like. NCBI's taxonomy places the organism in Eukaryota, Metazoa, Chordata, Amphibia, Anura, Ranidae. Gene Ontology annotation, molecular function: protein binding; calcium ion binding. The record is from RefSeq and is a predicted model, not a curated record. The transcript has 13 exons. The coding region runs from base 80 to 1669 and encodes 529 amino acids.